AUGAAUAAAAAAACCACAAUUUUUCGUAAAACAUCAUUUUCAUCACGAUCAUCAUUGGAGUUAACACCAAUGAUUUAUUUAUGUCGAUUUUGUCAACGAAACCGUUUAAUUGAAAUACCAAUAACAAGUGAAUAUUAUCAUCAACAAAAUGGAAUUUCACAUGAACAUCUUAAACAUUUAAUAAUGCAAGAAUUUCAAUUACAACACAUAACAAAAACAACAUUAAUUAUUCAAAUGUGGAAUGAGCAAUAUCAAGAAUAUAUUGACAUUGAAUCAUUUAAACGAAUACCAUUUGAAGGUCGUUUACAAGUACUUAUUGAAAAAGAUAUGAACUCAAUUGGAGAUUCAUCAUCACUGAUUUCCAAAAGUCCAUCAACACCAGUUUCAUCUCAUACAAUAACAACAACAGCACGUUCAAUAACACCAAUUCCAUUACAAGCAACAGCCGAUGUUGUAGCAAAUCGUAAUACAAAUAAUUUACAUGAUGAAAGUGAAUCAUCAUCACAAAUGAAUAUAAAAAUCGAACGUAUUUAUGAUGAAUCACUUAAUACUAUAUCAUCAAUACAUCACAUUGAUAACAUAUCUCAUGUCCAACAUAAUCUUAUGUAUGAUCUAUUACCAAAACCAAAUGAUGGUAUACCAAUACCACGUUUUCCACCUCAUAUAGCUGCUUUUCUUAAUGGUAAUGGUGAUGCUAAUCAAUUAAAUGCUCUUGUUCAAGCGUUAUAUCAAGAAAUUGUUAAAUAUGAACUCUAUCCAAAUGCAGAUGAACUUCGUUCAAUAGUAAGUCGUCUAGUUGAUCGUUAUCCACAUUGUGUAUCAGUUAUUGGUAGUAUUGAAUUAUUAGUUCGAAAAUUAUAUUAUAAAUUUUGUAAUGAAAGAAAAAAAUAUCCAAUUGAAUUAAAACGUCGUCAACCCAAUAAAAGAAAACGUCUUAUACGUGAUGAUGAUUUAACAAUGAUGAAUAAUCAACAAAUAUUCUUAGGGUGUCAGACGAAUGUAUCAAAUGAGCUUCAACAUUCAUCCUUAGAUCGUCUUAUGAAUUUAUGGACAACAACGACAACAAAUAAUUAUAAAAAUUUGAAUCAACAACAUUCACCAAGAUCAAGUUCAUCAUCGAAUUCAUCAUCACCUAUUUCAAACAAUCUAGAACAAAUAGAUCAAUCACAAAAAUAUUAUCCAAUAAAUUUAUCAAUAUCAACAAAUAACAAUAAUCUUAUGUGUACGGAAUAG
Messenger RNA from Rotaria sp. Silwood1, 1233 nucleotides. Lineage: Eukaryota; Metazoa; Rotifera; Eurotatoria; Philodinida; Philodinidae. The record is from the annotation of a GenBank genome assembly.